Molecule: messenger RNA, 1275 nt
Organism: Drosophila obscura
Lineage: Eukaryota; Metazoa; Arthropoda; Insecta; Diptera; Drosophilidae
Product: 27 kDa hemolymph protein
Exons: 2
Coding region: 61-1044 (327 amino acids)
Source: RefSeq, a predicted model, not a curated record
ACAAUCCAGAACCCAACACCCAACCGCAAUCCGUGAGAUCCACAGCGAUCCACUGCCAGCAUGAACCACUACGCAAUGAUGGCCGUCUGCCUGAUGGCCGCCCUGGGGGCCAUCCUGCUCGAGGCGCAGGCCAGUCCCAGUCCCAAUCCCAAUCCCGCUGUGGCCACUCCACCGCUGAGUGCCAGCCAGCUGGGCGGACUCUCCGCGCAGUUCCUGCCGGCGGAAUAUCGCAACACAAACAUCAGCGUGGAGGACGUCAAGCGGAUGUACCGGGAGAAGUGCAAGAAGGUGACGGGCGCGGACAAUGCGACCUUCUACCAGGAGAUCGAGAAGGCGGCGGCCAAGAUGAGCGCCUGCAUCAGCGGCGUGGCCAAUCUGACCGCCCUGCAGGCGGAAAUGGAGGAGGCAAAGCCGCUGGGCGAGCUGGACACCGUCUUCCACAAGUACUGCAAGCGGGCGCCCGAGGCGGAGGCCUGCGUCAAGGAGUUCAACGAGAAGAUGCAGGUGUGCCUCACCAGCGAGGAGAAGCGCCACCAGGAGACGAUAGCUCGCAUUGGAGCAUCCCUGCUGGGCUUUGCGUGCUCGCGUGGCGGCGAUCAGAUCGCCCUGUUUGUGGCCGAAAAGGGGCCGGAGUGCCUGGAGGCCAACAAGGAGGCCAUUAGCAGCUGUCUGAAUCGCUCCUUCCACCAGUACAUACCCAAGGACGGCCCGGCGGCCCUGCCCGACCUCAUGAGCCGCCCCGAGCUGCUCUUCUCGCCCACCCACUGCGUCGAUCUGCAGGGCUUCGAGGCCUGCGUCAUGCACCACCUGGAGCAGUGCUCCGAGAUCACACCCGCCAAUGUCGUGCAGUCCAUCUUCCGCUUCGUGAAGAACGAGACCGACUGCCAGGCGUACAUGGAGGCCCGCGCCAAUGAGCGGCCCGUUCUGCUCGCCGCCCGCAGCAACAGCACUGGCGGCGGUGCCGCCGAUCUCUCCACCAGCACCAGCACCACGCUGCUUGGCUCCCUGGUCCUGGGCUUCACCGCCCUGCUGCUACGCCACUGAGGCGUCCAUACCCCCCAGCCCAGCCGCAAGCCAUAUCCUAUCCGCGCGGGGCAACCGACAAAGAAAUCUUUUAUGGUAUUUCGGCAAACUUCAACGUCAGCCGCUGCCAAGUCGUUUAUUUGCCGUUGUAGUUGUUACUGUUUGGUCAGUCAGCGAUAGCGAUAGCGAUACCGAUAACGGGUGGCCAGAUAUGGGUUACCCUGUUCCCCGUGUUCCCCGUGUACCCCGUGU